Messenger RNA from Paramecium tetraurelia, 915 nucleotides. RefSeq lists its product as uncharacterized. The record is from RefSeq and is a predicted model, not a curated record. Gene Ontology annotation, cellular component: nucleus; cytoplasm. Gene Ontology annotation, molecular function: ferrous iron binding; broad specificity oxidative DNA demethylase activity; oxidative RNA demethylase activity. Gene Ontology annotation, biological process: oxidative RNA demethylation. The transcript is spliced from 3 exons. Lineage: Eukaryota; Ciliophora; Oligohymenophorea; Peniculida; Parameciidae.
AUGUAUUAGAAGAUUAAAAAAAACAAAUAAAAGCCUAUCCAAUACUAAAAUUUAAAUCCCUUCAAAGAAACAGAAAAAAAGUACAAAUUCUAUGCUGGUCUCCAAACCGAUUUUAGUGAACUCAUCGAUGUCAACAAUCUAAAUGAACAAUAAAUGGAACAACAAGGAAUUCAUAAGAAUGGAUCUGUCCAUCGAUUCGAUUACCCCCAAGGAGUCAUCCUAGUCAAGGGUUUCCUCAACCUAGACGAUUAAAUUAGCAUCUCCAAAUUGUGCAUGAACGAAUACAUCAAUCAACCCUACAGAACCAAUCUCUUCAUCUACAAAGAAGACGAGAACUUCGACAAAUUCAUAGUCCACGAUGACAAGAAAUAUCACUUCAAUAAUAAAAUCAGAUGGGCAAAUGUUGGCUAUCAAUAUGAUUGGAACAAUAGACACUACCCUCCAGAAAAAACACAAGUGCCUGAUCCAAUCUAAGAGAUAUCUCAAAGAGCCAACAACUUCUUAUAAUUGCAAAAUCACUACCAAAGUGAAUCAGUCAUUAUCAACUUUUAUUAAUCUCAUGAUUACAUGACAGGACAUUUAGAUGAUGCCGAACUAGAUCAAGAUUCUCCUAUCUACUCCUUUAGUUUUGGAUUGUCAAGUGUUUUCGUCAUCGGAGGACCAACCAAAGAUGAAAAACCUGUUGCAAUUAAGUUGGACUCCGGAGAUUUACUAGUUAUGAGUGGCCAUGCUCGGAAAUGCUAUCAUGGAGUACCCAGAGUCCUUGAAAAUUCAUUUCAUCCUAUAUAAAACCCCUUCCAAUAAUCAAAGCUUGUUGCUAAUUUAAAUACUGAUUUUCAUGUUUUUAAUUACUUAACCGAACACAGAAUUAACAUCAAUACAAGAUAAGUCUACAAGCCACUAUUAGGAUAAUGA